GCGGCGGCGCUGCCCGUGCUCUGUUUUCUCCUGUGGCCACUAAAGGUGUUGCUGAUGAGCAGAUACGGCGCGAACAGCACGACGUGCCCCGGCCGAGGGAAGGAGCGAGCGAAGGGGGAGCAUUUUAUCAACAGGCCAGGGUGACAAAACCAGGGCAAACAACUGAAAAUGUCAUCCUAUUUGGCUCAGGAGGUUCACCUUGCUCGAAGACAUGAGGAGAUACUGUCUCAGAGAUCAGAGCUGCUACAGCAGAUGGAGACUUAUCUAGGAGACAAAAAGACUAAAAAGACAUGGCAAACUCAAGCAGCUGAUGCAGCUCAUAAAAGGAAUGCAGCACUUUUAAAUGAUAUAGAAGCAGCAGAAAAAAAGCUGCAAGAAAGAGUGUGUUUACUUCCACAUCCUGAAACUGUUAAGUUAGAAACUCUCUAUUGGGCAUCAAUAAAAGAAUCUCUUCCCAAGUGGGAAGAAUUUCUUUUAGGAAGAGCAGAAGUUCCUAUUGGCUUUAAGAAAAUGAAAGCUACAAAGCAGAACAUAAACUACUCAGAAGACGACUCACAAAAAUAAACAUUCUAGUUGCAUUUUGUUUUGUAAUUUAUUACUUAAGCAGAGAAGAUCAUCCAGAUCGGGCAACAGAAUAUCAUGCCAGUAAAUUGAAAUGUAAAUAAUUUAAAUUAAAAUUAACUGUAUUGGAUAAUUUGAUUCCAUUGUUACAUUGUGUACAAUUCCUUAUUUUUGUUCUGUGUUAGAGGAGCGAUCCUCAAAGGGGCUUUUAGGAUCAAGAGUGAGAAACACUGGUGUAUAGAUUUCCACCAAGGCAAUUGCUUUUUCAGUAUGAGAAGAGUUUUAGGUUAUUUUUAAUCCUCUGCUUCUACAUGUAAGUGCGAUAAGUAAAGACAGAUUCUUGCAUUAUCUUUCUUCACUUCAGUCAUCUGUGCUGCAUGCCUGUUCGUGGAUGAGGGAGAGAGCAGGAAUUUACCAUUAGGAGGAAAGGCAGGCUGUGUGCAUCAGAGUAGCCUUGGUUUAGCACCAAGAAUCUGUAAAAACCUUCAUGAGAGCAACGGUGGAAGGAACAACCUUGAAUUUCCAUAUCCUGUUUUCCCUGAUUUUUGUCAUUGCCACUUUCAUCACUUCUGCACCUCACUCCAGUAACCACUGCUGCUUUUCCCAACCUCCUUCUGCCUACGUUGUAUUUCCUGUCUAAGGGGUAGGGAAACAAAUCUCCAGGGCUUUUCGCUACUUUGAGGAUGCCCUUAAUGCUAUUUUCAUUCUGUUGAUAUAAUCUACGAGUGAGAACUUUUUCUUAGACGUGAAAAGUUUGGGAGAAGCAGACUGAAAGGUAGGUGGAAGUGGCUGUCCAAGAACAAAGCAUAUAUAGAAGUUGAGGAGCUAAUAAUUUCAUUUCAGACAUUGAACAGCUGCUCAGCUUCCUCCUACAGAGGUGUAGUAUUGGUGAGUUUUAAUUGUGCAGUGGGCUAACUUGAUAUGAAAAAUUCAGAGUACAGAACUUCAGUAUCAGUUCAAUCGAAGAUCCUUCCAGGUGUGUGAUGUGGUCUGCAGAAAUUGAAUCCUUCCCAAGCAAAAGAAGCCUAGAAAAUACUAUUUUUUUCUUAUUAUUAAGAACCUGUACUCGAGUCAAUAUACUGUUAAAAUUUAAUCUCAUAUCCAACAAUAUAAUUCCACCCCAACCUGGAAGUAGGAGAAAAAAAAUUUAUCUCUGCCAGUGUCUGAGGAUAUGAAAAUGUAAUGAUUACAAAUUUUACUAAGCUACUAGUUAACUGUCUAUGCAUUUCCAUGCUACAGAGAUAUAACCUACUGGUUAAAUAUAUAUAACUCUGUGUAGCAUGAAGAAUCACUGGCACAAUAAAAUCAAAACUUCAGCUGCGAUAUAAAAUUUUUGUAUGUUUUCCACAGGAAUAUUAAGAGUUCAUUUAAAACUUUUUCUAUUGAAGUGUCCAUUAAACUGAUAAGUUUUUACAGAAACUGCCAUCUUAGAAUUAUCCUGUUGAGUGGGUGUUGGUGUUUGUAACAAUAACGUUGUUUUCAUAAUAUGUGAUGGCAGAUUAGCACGCUUCUCUGCAGUGUUGUUAACAGUUGUAAUUAAGGAAUAAACAGUAAAGGGUGUCAGUCCGAUGACAAUUUCAUCUAUAGUGUCACAAUACAAAAUGUCACAAAAUAUUAGAACUGUUAUAUAACUACAAAAAUAUCAAAUUAGGCUUUCAUCUUACAAGCUGAGAGCUUAAAAAAAACCUGGCAUAGAGACUAUUGCAAUUUUAUACCUACUCAGUGUUCUGUCACAAAGACAACUUGGUAAUAUUUUCUUCUGUAAGCUCACAAUGUGAUUCUCAAUCUGAUUUAGCGGGAAUGUGGAUGGAUCUUACAGUAAUAGAGCUCACAUUUAAAAAGCAAAUACUUGGAGCCAGUUGAGCAGACAAGAAGGGAAAAGCUAUUGCACAUGAUGCCCAGAAUGAAGGGAUGGGUGAGCAGUUAGUCACUAACAAAGACUGGGAUUCAUCCCGGUCUUUGCAUCCAAAGGGAAAUCACUUAAACUAAAAUCUGGCCCCUAAGUACUUUAUACAUAGGAAUAAUCUGGGUCUUUAUCUCUUUUGACUCCGCCUCACCACUGGGACACAAUGCAGAUACUCACUAUCUCCUUGCCCCUUGUGAAUUCCCCUGGAAGGAGAGCUAAGUGUGUGGACAUUGAGGGCAUGGCAGCUGGAUGGAUGAGGAUUUGGCAGCGUGCAGGGAAGGGCACCUGCAAGCAGGAUUAGAGUAGUUUCCAUGCUGCAGUUGGGUGUUCACGUAGCGUGCAUGAGAUUAAAAUGAAAUUAUCUUCAAAGAAGGAGUUUAAUUUUUCCUGCAGCAUAACUUUAGAAGCACUAGGACAACAAGUGCAAGGAAAGCUGUAUAGGAAGGUGUCCAGAAAAGUAAAAAUUGAAGAGAAACAUUAAAAGCAGGAAUGUUUGUAGGUGACUGCUCUCAGAGACAAGGGCCUUCGUGUUGGCCUGUGGUCUGAAACAAAUGAAUGCAAUUGCCUGUGACUGUGAAACAGCACAGCAGUAGGGGCAGGGGGGACACAGCAGGGACAUUAAGGUACAGGAGCGAGUGUCUCCUGAUUUGGCACAGACCUCGGGGCACACAGUGUCAGGGAACAUAAUUAUAUGGCAUCUCCUGUUCUACUUAGUUUGUUAAGUUUAGUUUACUACAGCUGAGCUAGCUUGCUGCUCGCCUUUCUAUAGGUACAGAUUUGAGAAAGCAAAUGAGAAACUUUAGUGUGUUUAAAAAAAAAAUUUUAAAUUCCCCCAAACUGAUUGAUACUGAUGUGAUUCAAUAUUGGCCUUAUAUGACAUCCUGAAUGGGUGUUCUACACCAAGUCAAGGCUAUUACCUUAAACAUAUCAAUUCUAUGUAGUUACCACAUCUUUUACCAAACUUUUAUAUAUAUAUAAAUAUAAAAUAUAGAUAUUACAUCAUAGAUAUCUUCUGUAAUUUCCUACCCAUCCUGACUAAGUGUUUUUCCCUUAAAAAAACCCUAACUUGUUACUCUGCAGUCUUGACUUGCUACUUGCCCUAUUACGUUAAAAUAUAUUAUAUGUGUAUGCUGCAGUGGUCCUAAGAGCCUGUUGCUUCUGGUGCUUUUUUGGUGGGUGGGGAACAGCAAUUGAGAGAAGAGCAGUGAGAAAACCCAAAGGUUUUGCCUGUCUGUAAGUUCAUCUUUGAGUAUCUUGCAAGAAGAAAUAAUUAAUCAUCCUUUUUUAGGUUUAUGCACAGAUGAGUAGCCCCAAUGCUAACCCAGGAGCACAGCCUGUUCACCCAUCUUGUCACCUCUGCCAUCACAUUCCCAAGCUUUUUACUUUCUCAGUUAUUCUGGCUGUGGGGGCAGGAGCAGAAGGCAUGCAUGUUAGUUUUCCCUAGGAUAAGAAAUUUCUUACUCUGCACAAUCUUCCUCGAGAUUAUUAAUUUAAUUUGGGAGUACAUUUGAAAUAAUAAGUUGGUUUGGACAAAUGAUAUUUGAUACUAUGGUAUCUAGGUUGUAUUUAUUCAGGGUCAUGUUUUCAUAGGAGCUGGGAGCUAAAUUUUAGGCUGUCAUUUCUGUCUUUUUCAUUCACAUAGAGCAGGUUGGGGAUAGAGAUGCUCAGUUUGAGUUUGUUGGUACUGAAAAAUAAGAAAACCAAAUUUGAUAUGGAAUGUACUUUUAGAGGUUAUAUCUGAAAGAAAAUAUUAUUUACUCCAUAAUGGUAAUUUUCAUAAUAUUUUAAUAGUUGUGUUCAGAUACAACUUGACCUUAAAUAUCACCCCAAAUGCAAGCUGUUUUAACAUAUUUGUAAUGCUAAGGUCUUCAUUACUGUGAUAUUCUGUUUGCUCAAGGAUUAUAAUCCAUGGAUAUACUGUGUUAUAGUUGAAAUAAAGCUUUGAUCCUGUA
Pipra filicauda (Wire-tailed manakin) is the source of this 4419-nucleotide messenger RNA. It is a transcript of the gene CEP15, whose product is annotated as chromosome unknown C3orf14 homolog. The transcript has 5 exons. The coding region runs from base 169 to 564 and encodes 131 amino acids. The record is from RefSeq and is a predicted model, not a curated record. Lineage: Eukaryota; Metazoa; Chordata; Aves; Passeriformes; Pipridae.